AUUUGGAAUAAGGCGAAUGAGUCACACAGGGAUUCAACAAGAUCCGCAUCUCCAUACAGCCAUAGAAGUUAUUGAUCGCAGGUGUCGUAUUCAUACGUUUAGACUAUUUCUCGGCAACGAAAUCACGUACAGCGCAGUCACUACACACGUCCAUUAUCAGCAUCAUGUCAUUCAAGGACUUCCCGUUCUUGACCCCGGACGAGUUUUCCGAGGUGUGUCAUCACUUCGAUAGCCAAUAUUGCCGUGCUACGCUAGGUUCACUACGGCAACGGUUCAAGUUGAGAGUAUGCACCGCACUCGACACAUCGUUUGCGUCUGGCGUCGAAUACACAACGUACUUGCAAAUCAUCCGGCCGCUUGAGGCCACGCUGGAUUACGGGGAUCUCUCCUCAGUUUUGGACAAGUUUUCUUUCGUAGAAGGCAGUUCGGAAGGAGACGCACUUGGGCUGGGCGAUGAGGCUAUGAUUGAUGCAGAGGAAUCUGACGAGGCUGCUCUCUCCAAACCCCUGGCACCGGACUCCGGAUACGUCGUCUAUGAAGUGCACCUACAUCCCACGUAUCGCAUGCCGUGCUUAUGGUUUACAUUACACGGGCUGCCAGCCGAUGAGCCGCCCUUCAAUCUCGACACUGUCUUUCGACGGCUGGUUCCCGAUCAGUUCAAGGAUGCCCUGCGGAGGACAAGUGGCAUCGGAGGCAUCUCUGGCGACCACCACCCCCUCACGGGACUACCCUCGUUUUUCAUCCACCCAUGCCUUCUUGGGGACGCCAUGUCGGGCUUCAACUGUUCCAGGGAACAGUAUAUGAUGCUAUGGCUCGGCCUGGUCGGCGGAUGCGUGGGGCUCUGGGUGCCUAAAGAGAUGGCCAUGGAGUCGUCCGGCUAAAGCACGCCGCCCUCGGCCUCCCUUCACCUCGCCACUGAAUGAACUCGUUCGCAAGACCCUCAAGAGGAUCAGUCGUCGUCGCUGUCC
Messenger RNA from Colletotrichum navitas, 968 nucleotides. RefSeq lists its product as uncharacterized. The transcript is spliced from 3 exons. Gene Ontology annotation, biological process: macroautophagy; protein lipidation; protein modification by small protein conjugation. Gene Ontology annotation, cellular component: intracellular anatomical structure. NCBI's taxonomy places the organism in Eukaryota, Fungi, Ascomycota, Sordariomycetes, Glomerellales, Glomerellaceae. Gene Ontology annotation, molecular function: Atg12 transferase activity. Bases 165 to 881 code for a protein of 238 amino acids. The record is from RefSeq and is a predicted model, not a curated record.